AGCAUUCGUCAUUCUACACGCGAUCACUUUCACUCGGGUGGAGCUCAUUUUAACUUUUCUUCAGUUCUUUUGGGCCCAGUAUGCUUCUGUUGUCAUGUCUACAGACAGAAUCCAGCCGAUGAAUUAAGCGUAAGAAGUUUUCCCUUCAAUUAGGACAGGUCGUGAUAGCUUUGAACAGUUUUCUUCUGUUGGACAAUAAGAAGAUUUUAGUCUUUGUCUUACAACCGGCCAUUCAGAUGGGGGCAAAUGAAGAAAAGCAGGAAAAAUGUGGAACCAUCUGCCUGAAGUACCUGCUCUUCACAUUCAACUUCCUGUUUUGGUUGGCAGGGGGUGCUGUGAUGGCAGUGGGCAUCUGGACAUUAGUGGAGAAGAGUGACUACAUCAGUUUGCUCUCAUCAAAGAUCUACGCUGUCUCUGCCUACAUACUGAUCGUGGCCGGAGCGAUCGUCAUGGUAACGGGGGUGUUGGGCUGCUGUGCCACUUUCAAGGAGCAGAGACGUCUAUUGAGAGUGUAUUUUGUGUUGCUGCUCUGUAUUUUUAUGCUGGAGAUUCUGGCUGGAGUUUUGGCCUACAUUUAUUACCAGCAGCUGAAUGAGGAGCUGAGGGAGAACCUGAGGGAGACCAUGGUUCAGCAGUACCAUCAGCCCGAGCAGGAUCAUGUGACAAAGGCUGUAGACAAACUGCAGCAGGAGUUCAAGUGUUGUGGCAGUAAUAGCUCGUCUGAUUGGACAGAGAGUGUGUGGAUUCGCUCCACUGCGUCUGACGGUCGGGCCGUCCCAGACAGCUGCUGUAAGAGCCCGUCUGAUCGUUGCGGUCAUAGAGAUCACCCCUCAAACAUCUAUAAAGUAGAGGGCGGCUGCAUUACAAAACUGGAGAACUUCAUUCUGAAUCAUCUACAGAUCAUUGGUGCUGUGGGAGUGGGUGUGGCCUGUGUGCAGAUCGUUGGCAUGGUCUUCACAUGUUGCCUGUACAGGAGUCUGAAAUCAGAGCCGUACUGAACAUCUUCAGCAUCCUCCACUUCAUUAUCAUGUGCCACACGUGCUUUAAACAGAAGGUUAGAUGGUCACUAACAUUCUGCAGACAGUCUCCUUUUGAUAUAAUAGUUGAUACUUCAUGAUUAUGUAUCAAAUCAAUGUUCACUACAACUGACACACACAUAUAAAACUGUAUGUUAUAUGCACUGUUUUUAUAAUUAGUGAUCAGUCACACAUUUCAAAUACUACUGAGCUAGAAACGUCAUUAUUGAUUGGAGGGAUUUUAGGAACUUCAGCACAUUUUGUUGUUUUAUACAUGAAUACCUAUAUAAAAAUGUGUGUUGUUUCAUCUCUCUGUGUGUGCUUAUUUUUUUAAUGUAGAUCAUCACUGUUAUUUGAAAUAUUUAAUGUAGAACAACAUUAUCUUAAUAUGAAUUAAACUGGACUGUCCAGUCAUCCAUCAGAAUGUAAUAUAUCUGCUGUCGAUGUUUUUUUUAUUUUUUUUUAUGUCAAAUUAAUUAUAAAAAGAUGAGGAAAUAAGAAAACAGACCAAAUGGUCAACAUUAAAACUGUUGUGUCAGUGCAGUCCUGAGUUUGUAUGAGUGUACAGUAUCUACUGUAACCUGCUAAACCAGUAUAGCUACUGUACAAACAGUAAGGUUCAUCUAAUUCCAUUCUCAUAAUGCAGUAAAACUGAAGAGACUAAAAGUAGGGACACACGCUGCCAUUACAGCCAAAUAUUUUUCUUGGAGCAGCAUUUUGAUAAACGCCGACCCUGUAGUAUCAUGAUAUUCUGUGUUUCAAGAGCAUACUGGGGCUGUGUCUCAACUUGCAUAAUAUCCCUAAAUAUUAUGCAGGAUUACAAUUAGUGCAUCCCAAAUCACAGUUUUAGAAAUAGUAUUCCAAAUUUGACCAGAUUCCAGUGGAUUUUCAAGGUGUGAAUGUCUGCAUGUUUUUUUGCCUAAAAUUACACAACCACAAGAAAAGUUUGUGAUGGUUCACGUUCAACUUGAGGACAAAUCCUUAUGCGAGCUCAGUGAUAUUAAGACAUUUUGAUGACUUGGCAGUAUUAAUUAAAACUGGUGUACUAAAAGUAUGCACUGUCCAUCAACAGAAAACCCAUAGUUCAUUUGUUAUUAAGUGACUAAAAUGAUGUUCUGAAUAUCUUUAAAAGAUUUGAUGUCACUAACCAGACAAACUUUGGCAACUCCAAUGAUUAUUUAAUUCUCAAAAGCACCGCUUAUGGGGUAAAAGGCCCCUUCAGAAAAAGGUGCACCAUUUCCUGAGCAUUUCAAUCACAUUUGGCAUUUCUUGACAUCUCAAGUAUUCUAUCAACAAAUUAAUCUCCAUUGUGAUUGGAUCAGUAAAUGUGAGCCCACUUUGAACAUCCCUUACAACUAAUCUGUUCCACCCUCUUAAAGGUGCACUCAGUAACUUUUUUUUUCUUUGUGUUAUCUUGGACUUAAACUGACACCUGGCAGCUUGGAUGCAGCAUCAUUUAAAAUCAAUAGUUUUCAGUUUAAGAUGUCAUUGUAGAAAUGUAGUAUUCACAGUCAGACAUGAUUACUUUAAUCAAUGAGUGAAAGUGUCAAAUAACAGGACGGUUACUGAGAUUAAGCGAGUAGUAUUCGGCUGGUCAUGUGAUUCUAACAUGUAGAAUAAAACAGCUUUUAUAAGGUUACUGAUAUGACUGGAGUCUUCAUAUUAAUGUGAGUGCUCAUGAUUUCCUACACAUAUUGUAAAAUUAUAAAUCAUGUCUUUAGGAGUUAAACUUUUUGUUUGUAACAUUUAUAUAUUUAUGCAACAUUUAUUGGUAACACUUUACAAUAAGGUUCUAUUUUAAAACAUUAGUUAACAACAAUAUUUGUUAACAUGAACUAUCAAUGAACAAAAUGUAAGCAUUUAUUAAUCUUAAAUGUUAAUUUCAACAUUUAGCGAUACAUUUUUAUAAUCUAAAAUUGCAUUUGUAAACAAUGCACUAUGAACUAACAAUGAACAGUAGUGUUUUUAUUAACUACCACUAGAUUAAUAAAUGUAAAACAAAAAUACCAUUCAUUAUUAGUUCAUAAUACCUAAUGCAUUCAUUUUAACGAAUGGAACCUUAUUGUAAAGUGUUAUUAAAAUAAAAUUAAUUUGGAGGGGGGCAUUCUGCUUAACAUCUCUUUCAUGUUCAGUGUUGGGUGUAAUCUGAUUAUAAUAAGGAAAUGGUUACUGUAAUCUACUGUAAUUACUCCAACAAUGUGUGUGACAAUAAACAAAGGAGGAAAUAUAGACAUUUGAAUUUGAGCAAAAAAAACUUUGAAGUUUUUUAGGAAGUAACUUAAAAAUAAAGUAAUAUGAUUUCUUUUCUAAUAAAGUAAUACUAAACUAA
Myxocyprinus asiaticus (Chinese sucker) is the source of this 3345-nucleotide messenger RNA. RefSeq names its product CD151 antigen-like. The coding region runs from base 237 to 998 and encodes 253 amino acids. Lineage: Eukaryota; Metazoa; Chordata; Actinopteri; Cypriniformes; Catostomidae. Gene Ontology annotation, cellular component: membrane. The transcript is spliced from 8 exons. The record is from RefSeq and is a predicted model, not a curated record.